GAAGAUGAAACUUGUAAUAGAUCAACGUCCUUUUUGGCCUUUACAAAUGAGGGCAUUAAUUGAACGUUCAAAGUUAGAAGCAAAAAAUUCUAGACGAAUUGAAAGAGCUUGUUCUCAAAUGGAAAUAUUAGCUAAUAUUUUGAAUGAAAAUGUUAAAAAUGAGUCUGUAGAAUCAGAACGACUCAAUUUAAUUUUUGUUUCUUCUCCUCUUCCAUUCUGGAAAGUUAGCAAAUUACAUGCAGAAAUUUUACUUUCGCUUGGAUGUUUUUUUGAGGCUAUUAGAAUAUUUGAAAAAUUAAAUUAUUGGGAAGAUGUUGUUAAAUGUUAUUUAAAUUCUGGACAAUCUGAAAAGGCCGAAAUUUUAAUUAAAAAACUUUUGGAGGAAAAAGGAGAAAAUCCUUUUUAUUAUUGUCUUCUUGGAAGUAUUACAAAUGAAGAAUGUUUUUAUUUAAAAGCUAUUGAAGUUUCCGGUGAUGGAAAUGCACUUGCCAGGGCAUCAUUAGGAAAUUUAAUGUUAAAACGAAAAAAUUUUUCUGAAGCAAUGAAACAUUUUGAAAGAUCGUUGGAUAUCCAACCAUUACAGCCUGGUAUUUAUUUUAAUUAUGGUUAUUCUGCAAUGAAAUCCGGCAAUUUUCAGACUUCAGUAAAAGCUUUUCAUCGUUGUGUAAAUAUUGAACCUGAACAUUUUGAAGCUUGGAAUAAUUUGGCAGCUUCAUAUAUUCAUUUAAAUCAAAAACAUCGAGCACACAAAAUUUUACAAGAAGCCUUAAAAUUAAGUUGGGAAAAUACUUACCUUUGGACAAAUUUUCUUUUAAUUUCUGUUGAUAUUGGGGAUUAUGAGAAUGGAAUAUCUGCUUUGGAAAGAUUAAUGGAUUUGGACAAAAAUUUAAAAAUCGAUGAAAGCCCUCUAGAAAUUAUGUCGAUUGAAAUAUUAAAUGAACAAAAUAAAGAAAAAUUGGAAGGAAUGAAGAAAUCACUUUUGAAGGUUUUGGCACGUGCAAGUUCGAGACAGUCUUUUGGCGGGAAGGUUGGAGAUUUGUUUUUGUUUGAUAAAAUAUAA
Meloidogyne enterolobii is the source of this 1060-nucleotide messenger RNA. The record is from the annotation of a GenBank genome assembly. NCBI's taxonomy places the organism in Eukaryota, Metazoa, Nematoda, Chromadorea, Rhabditida, Meloidogynidae.